AUGGCGCAGGAUCCGCACCAAGUGGCCCAACUCUGCAAAACACUCGAGGCCGCCAAAGCCAAAGCCAAAGGCAAGGGCGGUAAGAAAGGAUUCUCCUGCAAGAAAACAUCCUUCUCCGUUGACGGAUCUUCAGGCAUCACCGUGGAUUCAUGGCGUUUUAACGAUUGGGAUUACAAGCGAGACGACCUUCCUACCUAUGCUCGUGGUCUGUUCACGACCAAGAGAUCCGAUGGCACCCCUGAGAUUGCCAUCCGCGGCUACGACAAGUUCUUCAACGUGGACGAGGUUCCGAGCACACAGUGGUCCAACAUCGCCCGCGACACCACCGGUCUGUACGAGCUCAGCGUCAAGGAGAACGGAUGCAUCAUUUUCAUGUCUGGCCUUGAGGAUGGGACAUUACUCGUUUGCAGCAAACACUCGACAGGCGCACGUGCAGAUGUAGCACAGAGCCAUGCCAUGGUAGGAGAGAAAUGGGUCAAACGACAUGUGGAAAGUGUGGGCAAGACCACUCGAGACUUGGCGAAGAGAUUACGAGAACUGAAUGUGACAGCGGUGGGUGAACUGUGCGACGACGAGUUUGAGGAACACGUCCUGGAAUAUCCGCCCGAAAUGGCGGGCCUGUACCUUCACGGUAUCAAUUUCAACCUUCCCGACUUCGCCACGUGGUCCGGACCAGAAGUACAUGAAUUUGCCGACGCCUGGGGCUUCAAAAAGGCGCAGUACAUCAUUAUCCCGUCCCUCGACGAAGUCCGACAAUUUCUGCACACCUGUGCGGAGACAGGAUCCUGGAAUGGCCGAGAUACCGAAGGCUUCGUGGUCAGAUGCAAGAAGACGAGCGGAGAUGCGGCUCACGCCCUGGAUUGGUUUUUCAAAUACAAGUUUGAAGAGCCCUAUUUGAUGUACCGACAAUGGCGUGAGUGCACGAAAGCGAUGAUUGCAGGCAAGCCACCCAAGUUCAAGAAACACAAAAAGAUCACAGAAGAAUAUCUCCUCUACGCACGACGGCAAUUAGCCAAGGAUCCGAAAAUUGGAAAGGCUUACAAUCAAAAUCACGGUAUCAUCAAGAUGCGAGAUGGAUUUCUCGCGGAAAAGGGCCAGAAAGGGUCCGACAUCAUUGCACAAGAGAAUGCGGAAGGCAAUGGAGAUGCGGAUGACGAUUCACAAUCCAAUAUCGUUCUUGUCCCGAUUGCCACGAUUGGAUGUGGCAAGACUACGGUAGCAACGGCAUUGGUGAAGUUGUUCAAUUUUGGACACGUGCAAAACGACAAUAUCGAGGGGUCAAAAGGUCGACCGCAACGAUUCGCUCUGGCCAUUACCAACGCUAUGGCGGUUCAUAAGGUAGUUAUUGCCGACCGGAACAAUCAUCAGCGGCGAGAACGACAACAAAUCAUGGACGAUGUCAGCAAGGUGGUUCCGGAUGCUCGGUUUGUGGCGCUACACUAUGUGCAUGAGCCCAAAAAUCGGAUGCUGAAUGAUAUUCGAAAAGUUACACGUCAACGCGUCUUAGAUCGUGGGGACAAUCAUCAGACUAUUCGAGCAGGGAGCAAGGGUCAAGAGGAGAUCGUUGGAAUCAUGGAAGGGUUCUUGGAGCGGUUCCAAGGUGUCGACACCAGCGCAUAUCCGGACUCUGAAUUCGACGAGGUGAUCAAUCUUGACGUGGCUGCGUCGUCGUUCGAAAAUCUGGAAACCGUCAUCACCCAUCUGUACAAUGCAUACCCGGGACUGUUACCCGAAGAGAUGCCAAGUGAAGAGGAGAUGCAAGAAGCAAUCGAUUUUGCGAUGGAGUCUCAAGUGAAGACGAAACACGAUCUAUCGUUCGGCAAAACCACGCACCGAGACAAGAACCAGAAGCAGAAGGGGCCAGCGCCAGAUCAAGCGGUAGAGAAAGUAUUGACCCUCCCGCAAUUGAUCAGCAAACUCGAAUAUUUCAGUAUUCCAUUGUCGGUGACCAACAUCAAUUCGAUCCUUGGUUCGAUGUUUGAUCAGGCCAGUCCAGAAGAAGCCCGUAUGUACCGGACAUUGAGACAAACACGACGCAUUCAAGGCGAAUUCCAUGUCACGCUGGUUCAUCGAGCGUCGGCGGCACAGCAUCCUGAAAUAUGGCAGAUGUACACAGAGGCGUAUCAAAAGGCAGUGACCAACAAAGACUUCAGGGAUAAGAGCCAGCUAACCCCAGGCCUCGGACCUGCACGAGUCAAAUUGGAGAGAUUAGUCUGGGAUGAUCGGAUUAUGGCGUUCGUGGUGCGGAUUUAUCCUGCAACCGAAGGAUCGAUAUGGCUCAGCGCCAAUGCUAUUACACAUGUUACGGUGGGCACGGCGAAGGCCGAUAUUAAACCGGUCGAGAGCAAUGGCCUUCUGGCUCGAUGGGAAUCAGGAGAUGAGAGUGGUGGUGGUAUCCAGGACAAGGAAGUGCCGGGAGGAGUGAUUUUGGAGGGCAAUGUCAAGGCGGUGUUUCAGCGCAACUUUAUUCCUGGAAAAUGA
This is a messenger RNA of Rhinocladiella mackenziei CBS 650.93, 2481 nucleotides long. RefSeq lists its product as uncharacterized. The transcript has a single exon. The record is from RefSeq and is a predicted model, not a curated record. Gene Ontology annotation, molecular function: GTP-dependent polyribonucleotide 5'-hydroxyl-kinase activity; RNA ligase (ATP) activity; phosphoric diester hydrolase activity. Gene Ontology annotation, biological process: tRNA splicing, via endonucleolytic cleavage and ligation. NCBI's taxonomy places the organism in Eukaryota, Fungi, Ascomycota, Eurotiomycetes, Chaetothyriales, Herpotrichiellaceae. The coding region runs from base 1 to 2481 and encodes 826 amino acids. Gene Ontology annotation, cellular component: nuclear inner membrane.